Canariomyces notabilis is the source of this 1104-nucleotide messenger RNA. RefSeq lists its product as uncharacterized. The record is from RefSeq and is a predicted model, not a curated record. Lineage: Eukaryota; Fungi; Ascomycota; Sordariomycetes; Sordariales; Chaetomiaceae. The transcript is spliced from 2 exons. Bases 1 to 1104 code for a protein of 367 amino acids.
AUGCUCCGGUUCGGCUGCCACCAGCUCGUCAUCGACCGCAUCGACCCGCUCGUCAACCCAGGGUCCAUCCCGUCGCAGCACCAGCACCAAAUCGUCGGCGGCGACGCCUUCAACGCCUCAAUGCCCCUGUCCGACAUCAGCGCCUUGUCAACCUGCACCUCGUGCAGCUACAGCGACGACUUCUCCAACUACUGGACGUCCAACCUGUAUUUCCGCGCGCGCAACGGCACGUACAAGCGUGUCCCGCACAAACCCAACAAAGGGAGCGCGCCGCCGGUGUUCGAGGACCCGUUCACGCCCCGCACCAACGGCGGGCUGGUCGCAUACUACGUGUCGCCCGGCAAGGGCGAAGUGACCGCCUUUGCGCCGGGUUUCCGCAUGUUCUUCGGCGACGCCAUGCUGCGGUCCGAGCCGCAGGGGCCGUGGAACCUGUCCACCCAGACAUGUUUCCGCUGCUUCACGGGGCCCGAUUUCGGGGGUGAUUUCCUCCGGCCGUGCCAAGAUCCCCUCGUGGACACCAUGUACCUGCCCAACAAGCCUUGCUACGGCAUCCGGUCUAAUAUUCUUUUCCCGACGUGCUGGGACGGCGUGAACCUUGACAGCCCCGAUCACAAGUCGCACGUCGCGUACCCCGUUGAGGGGCCGCACAUCUUUGACGGUAUCGGCACGGCGGAGCAGUGCCCGCCUUCCCACCCGGUCAAGAUCCCCCAGCUGAUGCUGGAGAUUAUCUGGGACACGGAGCCGUUCAAUGACCCGAAUGAGUGGCCCGAGGACGGGUCACAGCCUUUUGUUCUGAGCACGGGAGACGCGACUGGGUAUAGCCAGCACGCGGACUACAUCUUUGGGUGGAAGGGGGAUUCGCUGCAGGUGGGUAUGGAUGCUGGCUGCGUUGCCGCGAACUGUCCCGGCAUGGCAACACAGACGGUGGAGGAAGCGGCGCUGUGCAAGGUGCCUGAGCUGGUUGGAGAGAACUACGAGGGCUGGCUGGAAACGCUCCCCGGAAAUCCGCCGCAGCCUCCUGUCACUACUACUUCCAACCAGCAGCCUCUUCCAACGGGUAAGGGCAAGGGCAAAGGCAACGGCAAAGGCAAGGGAGGACAUUGA